This is a messenger RNA of Protopolystoma xenopodis, 1509 nucleotides long. NCBI's taxonomy places the organism in Eukaryota, Metazoa, Platyhelminthes, Monogenea, Polystomatidea, Polystomatidae. The record is from the annotation of a GenBank genome assembly.
AUGGCCAAUAAACUGCAAAAAGAAGAGGAGGCCAAUUCGUUGAGAAAUGAGAAUUCUAGAUUAACUAAACAAAAGGAGGCGGCUCAAAGACGACUCCGCCAGGUGGAAGACCAAAAAGCAGAAUUAGAGAGUGCCAAAGAAAGAAUGAAACAAGAAAUAGCGGCCUUGGAACAUGAAAUGGAGCUUUUAAAGAAGUCUCAAGAUACGGACAGGAAGAUGUGUGAAGAUCUCUCCAAGGAAAGGGAUACUCUCAACAAAAGUCUCUUAAAAGCUGGUGCUCAAACUCAAAAGCAAACAAAUCUGGUGAGAUUGCAUGAACAAUCUCGACGAAAUUUAGACCAAGAGAUUGUGAACUACAAGGAAGAGGCUCAAAAGCAGAGAAAAAUAAUAUAUCAGCUAGAAAAAGAAAGAGACCGUUAUAUCUCUGAAGCCUCAGAACUGACACAGAAGGUCCUGCAGCACAUGGAAGAGGUUAAGAUGCGGGAAAUGCAAUUAUUUGACUUCAAAAAGAAGAUUGCGGAAGCCGAAACCAAGCUAAGGCAGCAGCAGAAUCUCUACGAAGCCGUGAGGAGUGAUCGAAAUCUCUAUAGUAAAAACUUGAUUGAGGCACAGGAUGAAAUAACUGAAAUGAAACGAAAGCUCAAGUUUAUGACUCAUCAUAUAGAUCAGCUGAAGGACGAAAUAUCCAGUAAAGAAGCUGUUCUUGUUCGCGAAAAUCUGGAUCGACAACGUAUCGAAAAGGAGAAGGACCAACUCACAGCGGAACUUCAGCGAAUGCGCAUUCAAGCGGCAGAGAAUAGGGCGUACAUCGAGGCGCAGGAGGCAGAAGAACGUAAGCUUUUGCGCAUCAUUUCGGAGGCUGAAAUGGAGCGAACCAAACAGAAAAAGGAGUUAGAGCAAGUAGUUAGCGAGCGCGAUAUCCUUGGCACUCAGUUGGUAAGGCGAAACGACGAAUUGGCGCUGCUAUACGAAAAGAUACGCAUUCAACAGUCUAUCCUGAACAAGGGUGAGGCGGAAUACAACAAAAGGCUGGAUGAUGUACGUCUUCUUAAGACAGAGAUACGCCGACAACGUCGGGAGAAGGCACUUUUGCAGGCCAGUGUAGUUAAGCUGGAGGAUUUGAAGCGGGAGGUUUUCCACAUCGAACGCGAAUUGAUGCGAGAAAGAACGCGAUGUAAAGCCCUCGAGGAGGAGCUCGAGAACCCAAUGAACGUACACCGAUGGAGGAAGCUUGAGGGCAGCGAUCCAUCCACAUUUGAAAUGAUCCAGAAGAUCCAAACACUGCAGAAGAGACUUAUUAUGAAAACCGAGGAGAUUGUGGAAAAGGAGCUGCUGAUUCAAGAAAAAGAAAAAUUGUACUUGGAGCUGAAACAGAUAUUGGCUAGGCAGCCCGGACCCGAAGUUGCUGAGCAGUUGAAUAUCUACCAGGCUUCACUGAAGGAGAAGACAAAGCAGAUGAAAGUAUGUCGUACAUAUUAUCACCUAUUGUCAUUUAAUUUCAUGACGUAA